Styela clava is the source of this 2060-nucleotide messenger RNA. RefSeq names its product somatostatin receptor type 2-like. The record is from RefSeq and is a predicted model, not a curated record. Gene Ontology annotation, molecular function: G protein-coupled receptor activity; neuropeptide binding. Lineage: Eukaryota; Metazoa; Chordata; Ascidiacea; Stolidobranchia; Styelidae. Gene Ontology annotation, biological process: neuropeptide signaling pathway. Gene Ontology annotation, cellular component: neuron projection; plasma membrane.
ACGAGAAGGAAAUUGCCUUUUUUUUAUUUAUCGAUGUGUGGAUGUUAUUUAUUUUUCCAAAUAUCGAAAUAAAUUAGCCUGCAGCAUUUGAUACCUCGUAUUUUUACACGAGACGUCCAGGUGUAAAAAUGAGUGGCUCAAGCAUAGAGAACGACGCUGGAAACGAUUUCUACGUACAUGAUCAAGAACAUGAUGGUUCAUCUGAUUACGACUAUUACGACAAUCGAGCAUUUCAGAGAGAAACCUUCGAAUACGAUUCUGGAUAUGGACAAGCUAUUACUAUGGGAAUCAUAUCCAUAGUGGGACUUAUAUUCAAUGCAAUAGUAAUUCUGGUGAUUUGUGCUCUUCAAGAUUACAAAAAGACGUCGCAUUGGUAUGUUUUGAAUCUAGCCAUUGCUGACAGUAUGUUUCUGUUAAUGCUACCGCUAGAUAUGGCGUCAGUCCUCACGAAAAAAUGGAGCUUCGGUCUUCCUCUUUGCAUCGCAUAUAAUGUUGCUUUCUAUGUCAACUAUUACGCAGGAAUUUUCUUUUUGAUGGUAAUGAGUAUCGACAGAUAUGCUGCAAUAAUCCAUCCCAUGUCAUGCAGAUGGAGAAAACUGAGAAGCGGUAAAGUCUGUUGGUUUCUGACAAUAUCUGUUUGGGUUCUUUCUGUAUUGGUUGCUUUGCCUAUUUUGAUACGAUUGAAAAUUGUAGAAGAAUCUUGCGUUCCUGAUUUUUAUACCGGAACGAAGGAAGAUAAAUGCGUUGCAGUAAAUUGGAAACUCGAACAUUGUGAUUCAUUUCAUGAGAUAAAGGUACAAAAUUUGUCGAAUGGCCCCCACCACUAUUUGGACAAGAUGCUCGAUGAAAUGACAAGGAUCAAAGAUGGAAAUACUUGUUACCACGAUGCCCCAUAUCCAUACUUUACAAAUUGGAUCUACUGCAACGUUUUUCUGACAUUUUUUGCUCCUAUAGCCAUAAUGGUUGCCUGUUAUGGCUGCAUCCUAUGGCGGGUACUACAUCCUAGAAUUUCAUCAACAGAUUUUGUAAGCACUAGAGUAAGUGCUAAAUCUUUUCUUCGACGAAACAGCUCUUCCAAAAUGAAUAGCAUAAAAAGAAGAACUAACAUCAGGGUAACCGUUCUUGUGGUAUCCCUCGUUGCUACUUUUAUCGCUUGUUGGGCUCCAUUCAACGUCAAUCUUGUAGCUAAAAUAGGAGGAAUGUCUUACAUUACUAGACGUCAAUGUGAAAUCCUUGAUGUCGUAGUGAAUUUGAUCGCUUAUUCGAACAGUUUAUGGAACCCUGUUCUUUAUACAUUUUUGGGCGCGAAUUUUCACAAACGUGUGGGUCGCGUGUGGAAGAGCAUUCAAGCCAGAAAUGCGGCAACUAAAGAAAUUUUUGCAUCGUUCAAAAAGACAAAGAGAGGAAACUACACAGGCUCUCGUUGUUCAGCGGCAUCCAAAAUAACAAAGACGACGGACUCGGUGGUGUCAGGAGCAACAUCAAAUAUCAACGUCCACGUCUUAUCAGCACCUUGCAAAGAUGACAAUAGGUACAGCACGACGGGAUUGAAGACAUGAAAAAGCACUUAAAUCCUAAUAGCAUAAUUACCUAUUAUCUUUGUUUAGUUCGAGACUGUAGAUUAACUAUGGCGCGACAACGUCAUGCCUGUACCGAAUUGUACUAUGCGUAACUCAAACAUUACUGCAGAAAAUUAUGGUUAUAAAUAACAACAUAUUAUCAACUCAAGAAAACUGAUGGAAUGUUUUUGAUAAAACCUAGACUAUGCGUUGCAAGGAACAUAGAAAUGAAAUUUCAUGGCAACAAAACUAUUUGCAAUUACGCAGAAAAUAUCUUGAUUUUUUUUACUUUGAAUGAAGCAAAAACUUUAUGGUUUUCAUUUGAGUAGAAUAGAGAGAAAGUUGGGCGCUCGAGUAGUAUGUGCACCAAGAUGUCGCACAACCUGAAUCCGUACGGUACACCCAUACUAUGUUCAGGUUGUGCGCCAUCUUGGUGCACAUACUUCUGGAACUCCGAAAGUCGAAUGUAUUUUUUUUUUUUUUGCAAUAAAUAAAAGGCAC